This is a messenger RNA of Blepharisma stoltei, 1165 nucleotides long. NCBI's taxonomy places the organism in Eukaryota, Ciliophora, Heterotrichea, Heterotrichida, Blepharismidae. The record is from the annotation of a GenBank genome assembly.
AUGUCACAUCCAAUACAAGAUUACUAUUUGUCACCAAAUUUUAAAAAAAGCGCUGAAAAAACGCCUCAAAAGCCACCUCUAUUUCAACAGCGGAUUCGAAGUGUGGAAGCUUCUCCAAAUUUUACGCCUAAUUCAAGCAGUAAAUUAUCUCAAACCAAAGGUAUUUAUAGAACUCCUACAAAUAAAGAUAGGAUAAGACGAAUGCCAGGGAGUUCUCCUAGAAGAAUUAAUGAGGAAACUAAAGAAGAAAGAGAUUUGAAAAUAGAAAAACUUAUAAAAGACCUUGAUGAACAGUCCUUAAAAAUCGAAAAAUUCAACAAAGAUUUACAAAAAUUCGAUAAUUAUUCUGAAGGGAUAGACCAACAAAUCGAUGAAAAAUGAACAGAAAAUAAACAAUUAUCUGAUUUAAUUAAAGCAAAAGAACUAGAAAUUCAAGGCAAAACUUAUGCUAAAAGCCGAGAAUUAACCCAAGAAAUCCAAGAAAAUGACAAGAUAAUGCAAAAUUUAGAGAAGCAAAGAUAUGAGCUGAGGAUAAGAAGCAAAAUUUUAACACAAAAUAAAAAAAAGAAUAAAGAGCUGUUUCAAAUAGCUAAAGAAAAUGAUGAAAUUUUUCGAAAUAAUAUGAUGGUUACGAAACAGAUAGAUGAUUAUAAAAAGCAUGGAAUUAAAAAAGAAGAAUUUUUGGUGCUUCAGGACCAAACAAUGGAAUUAGAAGAAAUACAAAACGAAUUAUACUGAAAAGGACUGAGAUUGGUAUAAAAUUAAAAAAAUCCUUUGCUUUCAGGGUGUUAGGGUGUUAGAAUAAAAACCAUUAAAUUUAUUAUAAAAGAGUAUAAUUUCGCAAAAUUCCCAAUUAAAAGAAGAAAUUGAGCAUGAAGAAGGCUUAAAAGCAAAAAUUGUGGAAGAUUCUAAUAUUAUGAUAAAAAAUAAAGAGGAACUAUACAAAAUUUGAAAUGAAUUGAAAAAAAUCAAGCACCUUGUACAGUGUUAUCAGAAUAGGCAGCCGAUAAAUUUAAUCAAUUUAAUAUGUGAGCGAGAAAUAAAUGAUUCUGGGCUAGAUAUUGAAGACUCUAUCAGCUCGAUUCUAAAAGAACUGCAAAGCUUAAAAGCAAUUGCAAGCGAUUUGUAUGCAGAGCAUUGCGGCAAUAACUGUUUUUCGCAAUAA